AUGCACUGCCGUGACUCUCUGGGUACCCAUAAACCUUUUCUAAAUCAACAAAUCCGACAAAGACCUCGCCUUCCGCAUCUCCUCCUUUUGCCACCAUAUCCAUAUACAUCUUCACCAAUAUCAAAAGACAUGUCUUCUUCAGGGGUAAGCCUUGAAAAUUAUUUAAUUCCAUUGAAAGAGAUCAACGGUGCCACCGAAAACUUUAACCAACAGAGAUGUAUUGGAGGCGGUGGAUUUGGUGCAGUCUAUAAAGCUGCUAUCAAACGGCUAAGUCGAGAUAGCUUCCAAAGAGAACACGAGUUCCGAAACGAGUUAGAGUUGAUCUCAAAAUUUCACCAUGAAAACAUCAUAUCGUUCAUUGGAUAUUGUGAUGAAGACAAUGAGGUGAUUAUAGUUUACGAGUAUGCCAUGAAUGGAAGGCUUGAUUAUCAUCUCCAAGACCCACAUAAGAUGAGUUGCAUAACAUGGACACAACGCCUGAUGAUUUGCAUAGGAGCAGCAAGAGGACUGAGUUACCAUCACUCAGGUCUUGGGGAGCAUAAUGGAGUAAUACAAGAGACGUCAAGUUCUAACAUAUUGUUAGAUAAUAAUUUGGUUGCAACAGUUUGUGAUUUUGGCUUGUCAAAAUUUGGUCCAAGAAAUCAGAGUGAUACCGAAGUUUAUACAAGGGUUGCGGGUACACAGUUUUACAUGGAUCCAGCUUACCAUGAAAGUGGUAUCCUCAGAAAAGAAUCGGAUGUGUACUCUUUCGGUGUGGUAUUGUUUGAAAUCCUGAGUGGGAUGUUGGUCUAUCAUGAAAAGAGUUUUGGAGAUGAUUGCCAACAAAAUCUCAUAACUUCUGUUCGGAGAUACUAUGACAAGGAAUCUCAUAAGACCCACAAACCUUCCGCCUCUACCCAUGCAAUACGUUCCAUGAUAGAAAGUGUCGUCCAUAAACUAAAGUAUUGUGCCAGUCCAGAUGAGCAGCUGACUACCGCUAGUGAAAUCCUCCUCCUUGCAAAAGGACACGAUGACAAUUGUGUCGCCAUUGUCAAGGCUGGAGCAAUCCCUAUGCUCUCACACCUACUCACUUUACCAGACACGCUUGCACACGAACAUGCAUUGAACGCAAUUCUUAAUCUCUCGAUCCGUGAAGAAAACAAAUGCAUCAUAGUCUCUUCUGGGGCUGUGACGGGGAUCAUUUAUGUGUUGCAGGAAGGAGCUAUCCCACCUCUUGUGUUGCUGUUGAGUGAACGUACUCAGAGAGGGAAGAAGGACGCAAGCAUUGCGUUGUAUAAUUGA
Molecule: messenger RNA, 1281 nt
Organism: Lactuca saligna
Lineage: Eukaryota; Viridiplantae; Streptophyta; Magnoliopsida; Asterales; Asteraceae
Source: the annotation of a GenBank genome assembly